AUGACGUCCACAAUUACGCCCAAGACCAAACCCCUGCCGGCUGGCAUCUACUGCCCCGUGCUCUCCCUCUACAAGCCCACUGCCCGCCAAGGGAUCGACUACGAUGCCUCGUACAAAUACUUCGCCUACUUGAUCCGCGGGGGUGUCGACGGCCUGGUCAUGGCUGGAACUACCGCCGAGGCAGUUCUUCUUUCUCCGAGCGAGCGACAGGAACUCGUCCGAGUAGCGCGUCGAGCCGCGAUCGAUCUUAAACUGCCAGACUUCCCAAUCGUGGCUGGGAUCAGCGGACAAUCGACAAACGAGUCGAUUCGACUUGCGGAAGAGGCGCACGAAGCGGGGGCCGACUUUGGCCUCCUCCUGCCACCAUCGUACUGGGUGAAAGCUGUGACAAAGGAUGUGAUUGUGGACUUCUACCGCGAGGUUGCUGAUAACAGCCCAAUCCCCAUUGUCAUCUACAGCUUCCCUGCCAUGUGCAACGGCGUCGAGCUGAACUCCGACGUCAUGUCCGAACUCGCGCAGCACCCCAACAUCGUCGGGACAAAGCUUACCUGCGGCAACGCAGGGAAGGUCACCCGGCUGACGCACGAGUAUACGCAUGAGCAGUUCGGAGUGUACGCCGGAUCCUCAGACUGGCUGCUUCCGUGUCUCAUUGGAGGGGGGUCAGGAUGUGUGACGGGGAUUGGGAAUGUCUUUCCCAAGUCCGUGGCUCGUCUCUAUGCGUUGUGGAAGGAUGGCAAGGUCCAGGAGGCGACGAAGCUGCAGGGUCUCGUAGCGCAGGCAGAGAAGGCGUGCAAGGAGGGCAUCGCACCGACCAAGUUUGCGGCGGGCUAUUUUGCUGGGCCACGGGCUGGUGUCACGGAUCCCAGGGCAUUCUGGCCGAGGAAGCCCUAUAAGCCUUCGGGGGAGGAGAAGCAGGAGUGGGUGGUGCGGGUGAUGCAGCACUUGGUUGAGAUCGAGGAGUCAAUACCUGAUCGAGUAUAA
This is a messenger RNA of Aspergillus mulundensis, 981 nucleotides long. Its product is annotated as dihydrodipicolinate synthase family protein. Gene Ontology annotation, molecular function: 4-hydroxy-tetrahydrodipicolinate synthase activity. The record is from RefSeq and is a predicted model, not a curated record. Lineage: Eukaryota; Fungi; Ascomycota; Eurotiomycetes; Eurotiales; Aspergillaceae. The transcript is spliced from 2 exons. The coding region runs from base 1 to 981 and encodes 326 amino acids.